Verruconis gallopava is the source of this 2453-nucleotide messenger RNA. RefSeq lists its product as uncharacterized. Gene Ontology annotation, molecular function: zinc ion binding; DNA-binding transcription factor activity, RNA polymerase II-specific; RNA polymerase II cis-regulatory region sequence-specific DNA binding. Gene Ontology annotation, biological process: regulation of transcription by RNA polymerase II; DNA-templated transcription. The transcript has 4 exons. Gene Ontology annotation, cellular component: chromatin. The record is from RefSeq and is a predicted model, not a curated record. The coding region runs from base 1 to 2274 and encodes 757 amino acids. Lineage: Eukaryota; Fungi; Ascomycota; Dothideomycetes; Venturiales; Sympoventuriaceae.
AUGCCUUCGCUGCGUUCAGAAGAAGCUGAAAUGCGAUCCUCGCACCCAGCAUCUCGUCAGGACCUUGACGAGGAGCUAAAUAGUACGCUGGAUGAGGAGUCUUCUGUUAGCCCAGAGCUAUCUUACACCGCGCCUUUCAUCUCUACUGCCGCUCAUGAAUCGGCGGGUAUUCCAACGCCCAAUUCCAGGACGAUAGGAGAAGGCAGCGCCAUACUUAGCUCUAGCGGAGCCGACCAGACAUCGAACCGAAACUUGACAGACUACGGCUCCCUGUCAACGUUGCCUCUAUCACCAGGCAAUCAAAAUAUCGCACCGUUGCUGUUUGAAAUGAACAGCUACAAUUCGCUUGUGUCCGAUGGUGACGGCGCCUUCGGCACAGAUACCACCAGUUUCACCUCGUCAAUGUUAUCACCGGUGAAUCAGUUUGAUUUUCGAGCGAGCGCAUUUGACUGGCUUGACUUCAAUGUGCCCGACAUGGCUGUGCCGGAAGCUAGCCUGCUCACCCCCAUAGAGGACGACGAAAGCCAUGAGCCUGCCACAGCCUUACCUGUACUGGAACCUCGCCAGACAGUACAACCCUGGCCAUUCGACCAGACGCAAGAAUCCGUACCCAGCCAGUAUCAGUUACCCCCGCUGCGUUUAGUGCUUCAGGGGGCCUUGCAGUCCCAAAGUUGCGACCGGAGAGCUCUCCCCCAUGGGCUUGUGUCUCUCCUGUCUGAGCCUUGGCUGCCUCCUCAGGAGAUACUGGAUCAUACUAGCUUGUUACCAGCAGUCCAUCUACUGAGAAGACUUUUGGACGCCUAUUUUACCCGUUUCCAUCCAAUCCAGCCAGUCACACACGUGCCGACCUGGAAUAUGUCAUCAUGUCCAACGGUACUCCUCGCGGCUAUGGCGUGCAUCGGCGCCAGAGUGUCCGACGACCCGCAUGCUGUCGAGCUGUCAGAGUCCCUCAGCAGUCUGUGUGGCCCCAUUAUUACGUGGUUGGGUGCGUCCGACAGCACGUGUUAUCGAAAUAUAUCAUAUUUGGACUCUUUGUGCUUACACCAGAUCUACUCGCUGGGAUCUGGCAGUCGCGUACUUUAUCAAAAUGCCGACAGAUCCCGUGGUGUUCUUAUUGGGAGCCUCCGAGGCCUGGGCCUUUUAAAUUCUAAUCUUCAUAUUGAAGACGAUAUGCAAGAUUUCAGCCUAGCAUCUGCAAAUAGUUCAACCAUCCACAGUGAGUGGAUCGCCUGGAUAGGCAUCGAACGGGAAAGAAGAACUGCUUGGGCGUCUUUUGAGUACGAUUGCAGUCUCUGUACUUUAACGAGCCGGCGAGGCGCAGUAGACUUGAGCGAAUUGCCGCGAAGGCUCCCGUGUCCUGAAUCCUUGUGGGAAGCUCCGUCAGCCACGGCUUGGGUGGCCCUUCGAUCUCGUCUCGGCUCGAACGCAACAGGAACUCCUUACUCAAAUGUUUUAUCAGCUGUGUUGGCUAACAAGCCCGUUCCCGAGCACACGUCGUGCUGGGGCAAGAGGUUGUGUGCACAGAUCAUCGGACGCAUGCUCUGGGAUCUAAAGCAGUUGGAAAUACUCUCAGCACGAGAUUACUUCGGGCUCGCCUCUCUAUCCGCAGUGCAACAACAGCCAAAGGCAUCUUUACUCCGUGCCCUCGAUAACCUAGUCAAUUCUAUGGACCACCCCACUUCUACUUCCGGUCUCAUUAGUUACAAUAUCGCCAGCCUCCUUUGUCACUAUUCGCAUCUAUAUACCACCCCUGAUGUUAUGGACAUUACCCUAUUUAUAUUUCGCAGCGUCGCGUCACGAGACUCGAAGUUUGACAAAGCUGUUGGUGUGGCGGAACGACGGCUUCAAUCUGCCUUUGCAAAGGACGCUCGAGAAGCUCGGAGACUAGUGUCACACGCUGCACAAAUUGUCGCCGUUGCCAACGAGUAUCUCGUGUCUGCGCCUUGUGAAAUUCUUCGCCUGUUUAUGGGCUAUGUUUUCAUUAUCGCAUUUGCCAAGUACUUCCCUCGAGGCUCGCAACCUAUCCGGGGCCAAUCGCUACCGCGCAUCCGCUUAGACGUUUCUCUACACCAGCCUUCCCAGAAACAAGCAAUUGCUGACUGGGUCGUCCAUGGCGGCCCAGCAAGCAUCGGAUCUGUGAAAGACAUAUGCUCUGGCGGAUCAGUACUCGCCAUCAGUCAGGAGGCCCAGUCUAUGCUCCAGCGUUUGCGUGCCUGGGGCUUGGCAGAAAAGUUCAUCAAAAUCCUACAAAGCUUUGAAAGUCAUGGAGCUUGAUUGAUUUUUCCUUCGUCGGAGGUCACGAUAUUAUUCUUGACACAUGUGGUACAACCAUCUAUAACGACAAGACUCCAUUCUCAGAAGAUCGCAAGACAGUUUGGGGGCGUACUUACUCCACCCGGCAUAUUAAGCGGCGCGCUGGCCACAAAGAAAUCCCAACGGUUCUCUUCCUGACA